Molecule: messenger RNA, 1911 nt
Organism: Ostreococcus lucimarinus CCE9901
Lineage: Eukaryota; Viridiplantae; Chlorophyta; Mamiellophyceae; Mamiellales; Bathycoccaceae
Exons: 2
Coding region: 1-1911 (636 amino acids)
Biological process (GO): proteolysis
Cellular component (GO): chloroplast thylakoid; membrane
Molecular function (GO): metalloendopeptidase activity; ATP hydrolysis activity; ATP binding
Source: RefSeq, a predicted model, not a curated record
AUGCUGCGCGAGAUCGCGAGACGCGCGAUCAAACGCGGCGGCGCGCGAUGCGCGACGCAGCUCGCGCGCGCGACGUCGUCCGCGUCCGCGUCGUCGUCAUCGUCGCGCGCCGUCGCGUCACCGGCGUCGACGACGCCGCGAAGGCGAUUGACGACGUCCCUGCGAGACGCGAACGCGCGAGGACGACACGCGGAGGUGAUCGAGGCGUAUGAAAACGGCGCCGCGGUGCGCACGGAGGCGAACACGGCGGAGUACCUGAAGGCGCUCGUGGCGCUCGAUCGAGUGAACGAGAGCGCGUUGGCGCGCGCGGUGCACAGAGGCGCGACGGCGGAGGCGGCGGCGACGACGGGCGCAAUCGGUGCGAGCGCGACGGCGACGGAGAGCGAUGCGGCGCCGAAGGGGAUGUUGGCGUCCGAAAAGAACCCGUUGUACACGCAACAGCUCGAACCGACUUUCAAGGCGCAAUUGUGGCGCACGGUGCGCACGCUGGGGACGGCGUUCAUCGUGCUGAGCGGGAUCGGGGCGCUCUUGGAGGAUCGCGGAGGGAUGAGCAAGGCGAUUUUAGGCGGCGAAAGCGUCAAGCCGCAUCAAAACACGCAGACGACGACUUUCGACGACGUCAAGGGCGUGGACGAGGCCAAGGCGGAGUUGGUGGAGAUCGUAGAGUACCUCAAGGCGCCGGAAAAGUUCACCAAACUCGGCGGUAAGUUACCCAAAGGCUUGCUUCUCGUCGGCCCGCCGGGAACGGGGAAGACGAUGCUCGCCAAGGCGGUCGCGGGCGAAGCGGGCGUGCCAUUCUUUUACAGCAGCGGUAGCGAGUUCGAAGAGAUGUUCGUCGGCGUCGGCGCGCGGAGAGUGCGAGAUCUCUUCAAGGCGGCUAAGCAAAACGCGCCGUGCAUCGUUUUUAUCGACGAAAUCGACGCCGUGGGGGCGGCGAGAAACCCUAAGGACCAACAAAACACUCGCAUGACGUUGAACCAACUCUUGACCGAGCUCGAUGGCUUUAAAGCGAGCGAGGGCGUCAUCGUGCUCGCGGCCACGAACACACCGGGGAUGUUGGACAAGGCUUUGAUUCGUCCAGGGCGAUUCGAUCGCACGGUGUCCGUGCCCAAUCCCGACGUCGGCGGCCGCCGCGAAAUUUUACAGGCGCACGCCAAGGGCGUGAAGAUGGCGGAUAAUGUCGACUUCGACGUCGUCGCGCGCGGCACUCCCGGUUUCAGCGGCGCUGACUUGGCAAACUUGAUAAACAUCGCCGCGCUUAAAGCCGCGCUCGACGGCGUCGCGAGCGUCGGCGCCAAGCACCUCGAUUUCGCCAAGGAUCGCAUCUUGAUGGGCGCCGCGCGCACAUCAGCCAUCAUCACGCCCGAAAAUCGCAAGUUGACGGCGUAUCACGAAGGUGGGCACGCGUUGGUGGCGCUUCGCACGAAGGGCGCGCGUCCGGUGCACAAGGCGACCAUCGUUCCGCGAGGGCAAGCGUUGGGGAUGGUGAUGCAACUCCCCGAGAAGGACGAAUUGCAAAUGACGCGAAGACAACUGCUCGCCAUGCUCGACGUCACCAUGGGCGGUCGUGUGGCGGAGGAGCUCAUCUUUGGUUCCGAGGAGAUCACCACCGGGGCUUCGAGCGAUUUACAGCAAGCCACCCGUCUGGCGCGAGAGAUGGUGACGCGCUACGGCAUGAGCGAAAAAGUCGGCUUGGCGUCGCAAGACUACGCGUCCGAUGAGUUGUCGAGCGAAACUCGACAGCUGAUCGAGAUCGAGGUGAAAGCGAUGCUCGACGCGGCGUAUAAACGCGCGAAAGAUUUACUCACUCAACACGAGGGCGAUUUGCACACGAUUGCGCGACGCUUGCUGGACUCCGAGAGCUUGAGUGGAAGCGAGUUGAAGGAGCUUUGCGGAAUAGCCACCGCGUGA